Siniperca chuatsi (mandarin fish) is the source of this 2336-nucleotide messenger RNA. Its product is annotated as E3 SUMO-protein ligase ZBED1-like. Gene Ontology annotation, molecular function: protein dimerization activity. The transcript is spliced from 2 exons. Lineage: Eukaryota; Metazoa; Chordata; Actinopteri; Centrarchiformes; Sinipercidae. The record is from RefSeq and is a predicted model, not a curated record. The coding region runs from base 20 to 1624 and encodes 534 amino acids.
GAAGUAUCACUUAAAUGCAAUGCACAGCGUUGAUGCCAGCAAAUCACCCACCCAAACAAACAGUGGAGGAAGGCUUCGGCAGACUACAUUGGAUGCAGCAUGUGGGAGAACUAUAGAUAAACAAAAGAAAGACAAGCUAACAAAUGCCAUUGCAAAGUGGGUAGCUACAAACUGCAGGCCGAUUAGCAUUGUGGAAGAUGUCGGUCUGAAGAAUGUUAUUAGAAUCGCAACGAAUGACUGCACGUAUGAGCCUCCGCCAAGACGCACCAUCGCAAGAAAAAUACAUGAACUGUAUGAAAAGGAGAGGACUAUAAAGGCGACAGCGUUACAACGUGCACCAACUGUUGCCCUCACCGGAGACUACUGGACAUCGCUGGGUAACCAUAAUUACCUCGGAGUUACAGCGCAUUACAUUGAUGAACAAUGGGAACUGCAUUCACAUGCUAUGACUUUAAUGAAGACACAAGAGAGACAUUUUGCUGAAACGUGCGCUGAACAUUUUAUUCAUGUUGCACAGCAGUGGGACGUUUCAAAUAAAGUCAGCACACUUAGCACAGAUAGUGCAAGAAAUAUGAUCGCUGCUGCGAGACAUCUGCCUUUUGAACACGUCCCCUGCUUCGCGCACAGUCUCCAGCGUUCUGUCACAGUAUCUCUGCACAACAGCGCGUUUGACAAUGUCCUGGCCAAAUGCAGAAAGGUUGUGGGCCAUUUUAAGCACAGUCCAGCGAGUGCUGCAGAAUUAGAACAAAAACAAAUUGAACUUGGACAAAAGAAGGAGUCGCUUAUACAAGACAUUCCAACCAGAUGGAAUUCGACUCUGGACAUGAUAAAAAGUGUCCGCAGAAACGAACAGCCAGUGAGGGAUGUCCUCACCACACACAACACGAAAAUUGCCAUGCCAACAACAGCUGAAAUGGACAAACUGCAGAGGUUGGAAAUGCUACUGGAGCCCUGCAGGUAUGUGACUGAACUUCUGGGUGGAGAAAAAUAUGUUUCAUGCUCUGUGGUUCUGCCUGCUUUUUGCCAUCUCUCUCGGGUGAUGGAGAGCUCAGAUGAUGACCCUGCCUAUGUGGUCAAAUUCAAGUCUACAUUCAGAACAGACCUGGAGACACGCAAGGAAAAUGCCAACAUUGCAUAUCUGAAGAUUGCAACCGCAUUGGACCCGAGAUUCAAAGACCUCAAGUGUAUACCCAGAGCUGAGAGAGGUGAGGUGUGGGCCUCAGUCACUAACUUACUCAAGGAACAGAGGGUUGUUGCAGAGGAACCUGUGGAAGCAACAACAUCAAAACCAUCAAAGAGAAAGUUUGCCCUAUUGGCUGCUUCAUCAGAGUAUGAUUCUGAACACGAGGAAGACUCAAUUGAGAACGGUGUGCGUCGAUACAGAGCAGAGCCCACCAUCAGUACAGAGGCCUGUCCAUUACAGUGGUGGUCCAAACAUGCAGGCUCACACAGCAGGCUGGCCUCAAUUGCACAGAAGUACUUGGCCACACCUGCAACAUCCGUACCCUGUGAAAGGUUGUUUUCUCUUGCUGGUCAUAUUGUACAGAAGAAGAGAGUUUCUUUAUCAUCUGAAAAUGUGAAUGACCUUGUGUGUCUUAGCAACUGGCUUGGUGCAGAUGAGUAAGUAAAUGUAAAGUUGGAAGAAUGGAUAAAUGCAGUUAAUUUUGUCCAUUCAACCUGCAUCACUGAAAGUUUUUUUUUUUUGGACUGAGAUUCUCAGUCUCUUAAAGGAGAUUGAUGUUGUUGCUCGGAGGGGGGCCAGUUAUAAUGUUAUGAUCGAGGUUCUGGACAUAAUUUUAUUUUUUUUUUCAAACUAAACAAAAUGUUAAUGUUUUAUUUAAUAAAACAUUAAUGUUUUAAUGUUUUAUUUAUACGUUAAUGUUAUAUUUAAUUUGAUUACAUUAAUGUUUAAGUUAAGAUUUACAAGAAAUGUUAACUGCUACUAACUUUUAACUGCUGUAAAAAAGCAUUUUAUUUGUUUAAAGUUUUGACAAACCAAAUGUUAUUGCACUUUUGUUCAUACAGCAGUACUUUGAAAGAAUAAAAUUACGCAAUACACUACUUUUGAUUUCAUUAUUGAAUUUUGCUCAUGCUGCGAUUAAUCGCAAUUAAUCACAGAAAAUCAUGCGAUUAAUCGCGAUUAAAAUAUUUAAUCGUUGCCCAGCACUGUAAAUCAAGGUUUAAUUCAUGCUCAUUCAUAAAUAUAGAUUGUUUAUGAUAAGGUUUGUUUAGUGUGUGUAUAGGGCGACUGUGGCUUAGUGGUAGAGUGGGUUGUACACCAAUCGGAAGGUCAGCAAUUCGAUCCCAGCUUCCCCCAGCCUACAUGUCGAAGUGUC